Nicotiana tabacum (common tobacco) is the source of this 989-nucleotide messenger RNA. RefSeq lists its product as uncharacterized. The record is from RefSeq and is a predicted model, not a curated record. NCBI's taxonomy places the organism in Eukaryota, Viridiplantae, Streptophyta, Magnoliopsida, Solanales, Solanaceae.
UUGUCAAAAUCAUUGGACCCCUGAGGCCCAAGCCCAAUUAGCCCAAACAGUCUGAGGGGGGGAUUUUCCCUCCACCGCCAUGGCAGCUCGUUUCGCGAGAUCGAUCGGAGCUUUAUCGUCCUCAGUCGCUCUUAGAUCGGCCGCCGGAAUUGAAACCUUCAGUCAUGGCGCGUUUAAGUCACGAUGUUCAUCUUAUUCUUCCUCUUCUGAGAGUGAAUAUCCUAAGCCUACUAAGAAAAUCACCGAUCGUUUCUCCGGUGUUAUCGACUCCGUCAACGACCAAGGGCAAUUUGAGAACUUGCCAGGGAAGGGGAAACCCUUGGACCUCAAUACUAAUCCUCAUGCUGAUCCAGCUGAAGAUACCUUGUAUAGGAUUCUCUCCAGAAAUAAAUGUGCACCUGAGUGGGUUGAAUUGAACAAAGAAAUAAGAAGUAAUGUAGUUGAUUGGAGAUCAGCACUUAAAAAGGCAUGGACACAUAAAGACUCUGUCGGUGAUUCUAAAUGGAUCGAGGCAUCCGAGUCUCUAAAGCUGCAGAUGCGUGACAUCAAUAACAAGGUUUUCCGAUACAACCUUAUUGUCCCCUUUGGCCGCGAAAUGUUUGGACUCAAGUGGGAGAAGGAAAUUGACAGACUGAAAGAGGAAAGUGCAGGGAGCUGAAAAUUGUCUGUGUCUUGUUGCUGGUGUAGUCUAUACUUGAAAGUGAAACUUCUAUGUACAAGGGUGGUUUCUUGUGUUCUUGCUUCUUGUUCUCCUUUCUAGCUCCUAGUCCAGUGUUAUGAGAAUUGAGGGUUCUCAGUUUGUUGACUUUCUGGGGUAGCCUCUGUAGUCUCUGGCUUAGAAGUUUGAUCAAAGGUUUAACAAUAACAUUCCUAUGGCAUCUCGCUCUACUCGAUACAACAGCAGAAGUUUGAAAAACUGUAGGAAAGGAAUAGCUGUUAUUUUGUUUCUCUUUGGACGUUUCUGUGCAGUGCCAGGUGAUUUGAGCUCC